Notothenia coriiceps (black rockcod) is the source of this 639-nucleotide messenger RNA. It is a transcript of the gene ogg1, whose product is annotated as 8-oxoguanine DNA glycosylase. The transcript is spliced from 3 exons. Gene Ontology annotation, biological process: base-excision repair, AP site formation; base-excision repair. Lineage: Eukaryota; Metazoa; Chordata; Actinopteri; Perciformes; Nototheniidae. The record is from RefSeq and is a predicted model, not a curated record. Bases 1 to 612 code for a protein of 203 amino acids. Gene Ontology annotation, molecular function: 8-oxo-7,8-dihydroguanine DNA N-glycosylase activity. Gene Ontology annotation, cellular component: nucleus.
AUGAUAAAGUCACUGAGUGUGUCGUCCGAAUCCUCCCUGCCCUCCCCGGAGGAUGACUCGGACUCGGUGUGCUCCGACGAGCUGCUGGGCUCUCAGUCCCGCCGCUGGCUGGCGGACCUCCUGACCGGGGACCUGCCCGCGGAGAACGAGGACGUGAAGCUCGUCGGCCGGAACGGGCUGUUCGUGGACUACCACUUCCCCCUGGGAGAGCUGGAGCUGCAGGCCGUGGUCAAGUGGAAGCGACCAGUGUUGGCAGACACCAGCGUAGAGGCACGGCUCAGGGAUCUUGGUUUUGGGUACAGGGCUCGGUUCCUUCAGCAGAGCGCUAAGCAGAUUUUAGACUCUCAUGGGAUCCAGUGGCUUGAAGGUUUGCGCAGUGCCCCAUAUCUGCAGGCCCGUGAUGCUUUGCGCACCCUUCCUGGUGUCGGCACCAAGGUGGCAGACUGUGUUUGUCUGAUGUCCCUGGAUAAGGCAGAGGCCGUGCCCAUAGACACUCACGUGUGGCAGAUUGCUAAACGUGACUACAACUAUGGAUCUGGCAACGGACAGAAGACUAUCACAGAUAAACUUCAUAGAGAUAUUGGUACGGUAGAUAGUCAUGUACUUCGUUAGAAAAUUUGUAGUGCCACACUCAUUAUC